AUGAAGGAGAUCCAGGACCCGCGGUUUUCCCACGUAUCGUGGGACCCGAAAUUUAAAAGAAUGCCUAGAAAGCGAAAGAAAGUGAAGAUCGACAAGCGAUUCACUUCGAUGUUCACCGACCCAAAGUUUAAAGUCGAAUAUGAACUGGACAAACGAGGGCGUCCCUUGUACAAGUCAUCCACUGACGAUUUGAAACGUUUCUACGACAUCGACUCGUCAUCAGAGGCUGAAAGUUACGCGAGUGAAAAGGAGGAUCGCUUAGGUGAAUGUCACGUCGAAGUAAUGUUAGUGUCCUGUUUUCGGCUGACCAUGACGUGA
This is a messenger RNA of Soboliphyme baturini, 318 nucleotides long. The record is from the annotation of a GenBank genome assembly. NCBI's taxonomy places the organism in Eukaryota, Metazoa, Nematoda, Enoplea, Dioctophymatida, Soboliphymatidae.